Molecule: messenger RNA, 1398 nt
Organism: Parasteatoda tepidariorum (common house spider)
Lineage: Eukaryota; Metazoa; Arthropoda; Arachnida; Araneae; Theridiidae
Biological process (GO): DNA replication, removal of RNA primer
Molecular function (GO): nucleic acid binding; RNA-DNA hybrid ribonuclease activity
Source: RefSeq, a predicted model, not a curated record
AUGGAUGGAUUUGCCUUGCCUUGUACUAAUGAUUUCUUGAAAUACAGACUGUUUAACGUUAAGUUCAACAAUGUUUUAUCGGACACCUUUACACUGCAGCAGGGACUUCCCCAAGGAUCCGUCCUGAGUCCAACUCUGUUUUCUUUGUUUCUAGCCGGCAUUGAGAGGGUCAUUUCGAAGCGAUGUGAGGUAGGACUAUUCGCUGACGACAUUGUCUUAUGGUGCUCUGAUUCAGAUGUCAGCAAUAUCGAAAAUAACCGUAAUCUAACUUUAAUGGAAAUUCAGGAGUUUGCAAAGUGUAACAAAUUGACCUUUAUUCAUUCAAAAUCAUCUGUUAGUUUCUUCACAACUAACAAACGACUCUACAGAUUUCAACCCAAUAUCCUCCUGUAUGGCCAAACUCUACUUGUUGAAAAACACUCUAGUCACUUGGGCUUCAUUCUUGAUCCUGAAGUCACCAACAAUAAGCAUAUCAACAACUUAGUGUUGAAAAGUAGAAAGAGACUUAAAAUCUUAAAGUAUAUUGCUGGCCUUGGACACCAAAACAGAACAGCAGAUUAUCUACAAAGGUGGAGCAGCAACCAAGGACUAAAGAAGAAUAGCCCAUUUUGCCAGGCCGUAGUUAACAAAGUUCUAGCUGGAAAUGUUGAGGAUUGCCUUAAUAAACAACUUAUUGACCCAACUGAAGGACUUGCUGGUGUUUAUUUCCCCCAACACCUUUCAUCACAAGUUAACAAGAAAUUGGAUCGCCCGGUAUUGCUCAAACAACUUGCUUUGGAGGUUAUAAAUACUAUCCCCAAACACUCAAUACUGGUGUACACAGACGGAAGCAAGACGGACACAUCAUCAUCUGGCAGCGAUGUCUACAUUAAAUCAAUUAAUUACUCCUUUAACAUCACCAAAAGGAAUCCUGAUUACUGCUCAGUUUUUAGAAGUGAACUCAUUGCUAUUGAUACUGGCCUGGAUUCUCUUCUAACAAUACAGGAUCACAAUGAUAUCUGGAUACUCUCUGACAGUCUCAGUUCCAUACAGUACUUAUCGUAUUGGAGGAAGGUGAGAGACAAACCAGGAGCUUCAAUCCUGCACAAACUUGAAAUCCUUUCACGACUGCGUGAAGUCCACCUCCAGUGGAUCCCUUCUCACGUUGGGGUUCUGGGCAAUGAUAUCGCCGACACUCUGGCUAAAGAGGGGACAGAAGAAACUUGGAUGAGUCCAAAUUCAGUCACCUUCAUGGAACUGGCAUCGAAAGAGAAAAAACAAGACAAUGUUUCCUGGCUCGUAUUCCCCAAACAUCACUGGUACCAGAGCACUCGUUCAGGAGGUGCACUCAACAUUCGGUGCAACCGAUCAGACGGAGCUUACCAGCGGUCACCUAAAGUCUCUUUCUUUCGAGGGUAG